GUCGUCAGGUUUCUGUCAGUCAAAAUAAUGGGGUGGCGGGAGAAACUCUUGCUUUGUUCUUUCUUUGUGUCUAUCUGCAGGUGUCCAGGGAUUAAAUGUGGUCCUGUGAAUGCAACUGAUGUCUCAGGUUUGAAUGGUGAUAAUUCGACUCCAUUUGAGUCAACGACUAAGGACUGUUCAGACCUACAAAAAGAUCUUGAAGAGAUGAAGAUUAAAUGUAAGGAUUCUUUCAAAAUAGCAAAGGACAAUAUUGAUGGUCUUAAAACUCAACUAUAUGAUCUCUUUAAACAACUUGAUACUACCAAUAUCCCAGCCAAGGACGUUUUAGUCAUUUUGCAGAAGAUCAUUGACUUACAAGAGCUGGAUGUGGAACUACACACAGAGAGAGAUGUCAAAAAGACCGCAGACCUGGAAGCACGCCAAAGGGAAUCAAAAAAAGACCUUGUGGAUAUGAUGAAAGAAUAUUCAAGAAAUGUUAAAAUUGUCAAGCGAGCAGCAGCUUUUUCUGAUGUAGGUUUGAAGAUAAGCACUGAGCCGUUAAAAAACAACAUGGCGACAUCAACCCUUCUUAAUGAAUUAAAAAAAUACUUGGAAGACAAGAUCAAGCAACCAGGCAAGCAAGAUGGGAUGUCACAGCAGGUGCUGCAGAUAGUAAAAAUGCAGAUGGCAGCGAUGGACCUCAUGACCCAAACCUCUGAGAAAUACAAGAGACAAACACAGAUUGAUGUAAUAAACACCAAACUUAAGGACAGAAAUGACCUCCUAAAAGACCUGAUGGAGGAUAGAAUAGAUGCGAAAGACGAAACAGCUAAAUACGACAAACACAUAGCAGCAUUAGAGAAAGAAAUAAAGGACCUGGAUGCUGAGAUGUCCGCUAUUAACCAAACACUUCUACAACUUGACGAUCAAAUAAAGGAUGCUAAUGCAAGAAAAAAAGAAAUAAUGGAAAGCAUUGCCAAAUUGAAGGGAAAGGACAAGCUGAUUUCAAGAAUUCUUGCUCUCCAGUUCGAAUAUAUGGAGGCAGUAAAAAGCGCGCAUGGACAAAUGAAAGCACAUGAGUAUCAAAUAACCGAUCUCCAGGCACAACUCGAAAAGGAACAGGAUAGAAACACAUAUCUCCGGGUUGACAAUCACAAUUUACGUAAACACCUGUCUGAUUGGAAACAGGAAUGCACAGACAUGAUGGAGAUUUACAUAAACAUUGAGACUGAUCUGACAGCUCAGAUAGGCCAGAUGUCUGAUUCAACCUCAAAAAACACUCUCCGGAUCAUUUCACUGGGCAUGGAAAUAGACCAAAUAGAGAAACAAAUCAAAGCAGUUUCAUCUAACGACAAUUUGAAAGAAAAACUGGAUAGAAAAAUCAAAGAGCAAAAUAAUCUUAUGGAGGACCUUAAGAAAAAUCAACGCAACUCUGACAAAAUUUUACAGGUGAUAUCACAGAUGGAGGACAUUUGGAGACUACAGAGUGAAGAUCCAGAUGAUUUUAAUAAAAUCAGUGACCUGCAGAAGAAUCUGCUGAACUUGAUCGCAGAAUUAGACGACAAUGAUCCUACAAAACCCAUGCUGAAAAUCAUGGCCCUUCAGUCUGAUGUAACCUGGAUAAUAGAAAUGCUGAAGACUGUGACUGACCAGAUUGAGAUGAAGAAAACUGAUCUUCAAAGGAAACUCAAAAACACGGAGAACUUGCUGAAUGAAAAAAUCAAGGAACUGGAGGCUGGAACCACCAACAGCAGUCAGCUUGAAAAAGAAAUUGCUGCAUUGAAGAAAGAAGUGACGACGUUGGAAAUCCAGAUAGAUGACGCAGACAAGAUGACAAAGCAGAAUAAAGAAGAUCUUGAAGAACAACUAAGACAGCAUACUAAGGAAUUGAACAACGCAACCAAAGAACUGAAGGAAAAGGACGCAAAAAUAGCGAAGCAAUUUCUGAAGAUAAACACUCUUCUUGAUGAAAUGAAAGACAUGAAGCAGCAAAUGCAAGAAACGGAAGCACGGGUCAAUGCCAGAAUAGCUGGCCUUCAGGACAACCUAUUGAAGAAAGAGGAGGAAAAUUCCCGAAUCCAAGAAGAGAAUAAAAAGUUGAAGCGAGAUCUUAAAAAGACGGCAGAAUGCCCUGAACUCAAAGAUCAGUAUGAGAAAAUGCAGGUAAAAUAUGAAGAAACGGUGUCUGAAUUGAACAGUACAGUCCUUCAGAAAGUUUUUUUCUUAAAAAUUUUAAUCGAUGAAGUGGAGAAUCUGGACAAGCAACUCACAGAAGGAACAUCAGAUAGUGAAGAUCUGAGAAAUAAACUGGAAGAAAAGAGAAAAGAACUGGCGGAGGCAGAGCAGAAACUGAAAGCAGAGGGAGACGUUUCAGCCAAAACUCUAACGAUUCUUCAACUACUAACCGAGAUAUGGAAACGCCAAGAGAACCCAACUGAAGAGAAUUUAGCAAAGAUACGCAAUCUGGAAGCAAAACUGCAGGGUCUGUUGACUAAGUUGGAGACCUCGGGGGAGAAGGGGCUGGAUCUGGCCGUGAAGAUGAUCUCUAUAAAGGAAUCAAUGUCCAGACUGAAAAAGGCACAAGAUAAAAUGCAAGAGCAGUACACUGCGGAAAUCAAUGGGCUGAAGAAGGCAAUAGACGACAAGGAAAAAGAGAUUGCGGUGUUGAAAGCAAACUGUGGUCCGUCAGAUCAGCUGAAGGAAAGGAUAAAACAACUAGAGAAGGAGGCUACAGAAAGCAGGAACAAAUCAAUAAAGCUGCAAGAAGAGGCUAAAAAGAAGAUCACAUCGAUACAGGAACAACUUACAACAAAGAGCAAGCAACUUGCCAACGCUGAAAAUAAACUACAAGAGACAAGCGCCAAAAAUGCUGAUUUGAUCAAGAGGCUGAACAAUCUGAAUGAUGACUUGAAGAAAGUCACAGAGCAGAAAAAAGAUUCGCUUAAGAAAGCACAAGAAGAAAUCUCUGAAUUGAAAAAGCUGUCGGAAGAUCAAAGAAAGGAGAUUAUUAAACAAGACGUGAAACUAAGAGAGAAGAACAAAACCAUUUCUACAGUGCAAAGAGAACGGGGUCUUGUGAAGGAUGAGCUGGAGAAACAAAAGAAGAAAACCAAUGAGCUCGAGACGCAGUUGAAAACCAAGAAGCAGCAACUUGCAAAUACCGAAGGCGUCCUAAAGAAGAUGAAAGAUGAAAAUGAUGCUUUGGUACUGAAGCAGGACGAACUGAACGACAACUUGAGAAAUCUUACAGACAAGAAAAACAACUUACAGAAACACGUCUCUGAGUUAAAUAAGAAAUUUCAAAGACAAGAAGAAGAUCUUGUCGAGAAGGAACGCAAGCUCAAACAAAAGGAUGAAGACGUUUCUACAUUGCAAAAGGAACGUGAUAAUUCAAAGGCUGAGCUUGAAAAAGAGAAAAAUAAAUACGACAAAGCAAUCAAUGAGAAUAAGAAUCUUCGAGAAAUACUAACUAAAACUAAAGAGGAAGCGGAGAAAUUGCGGAAAGAAGAAAAAGAAAAACUUAAGCCUGUGUCAGAAUGGCCGAGAUUAGACCGGAAAACCGCACACCGCAGACUCGUCCUGUCAGAGGAUGAAAGAGAGGCACGUACCUCCCUAAAGCCCCAGCCCGUCCCCAACAACCCGGAGCGCUACGACACGGCCAUUGCAGCUCUGGGACGGGAUGGAUUUGACAGUGGAAGGCAUUACUGGGAAGUAGAGGUGGCUGGAAGAAACUGCUAUGUCGUGGGGGUGGCCAGGGCCUCAGCUCAGAGAAAGGGUCUUAUACAUUAUAGUCCUAAAGGAGGCUAUUGGGUUAUUCUCAGGAAAAGAGAUGGUAGACAUGUUGCCCUUGCAGAUACACAGGUUUUGCUUAAAAUAGGCGAGACAACUAAAAUCGGGGUUUUGGUGGAUUUUAACAGUAAAAUGAUCAAAUUUUAUGAUGUGGACAAGAAGCGUUCGGUCUGUCGGUUUACAGACAUCGAGUUUCUGGAAACUGUCUAUCCAUAUAUUGAGUCAUGCAGUGACUCUGAUAUCAAUGACCCGCCUUUGAUCUUAAAGAAAGCUCAAUCCACCGAUUGGAUCAAGCAGUGAUGACACAGAUAUACCAAGAGCAUGCAUUUAUCUCCUUUAAUGUUUUGACUAUUCAUUGCUUGCUCGAAUGUUUUUGCUUUGAAAUUCUCAUGUGUUUCUGUGAAUCGUUGUCAUGUUAAAAGGGUUCACACUAGGGGUGUCAGAUUUUCACAACAUGAUUAUCCUUGCCAACAUAAUAUAUCUAUUGUUUUGCUUUUUUAAGAAAUAAAUAAUGCUAUCAGUCAAAUGCAAA
This is a messenger RNA of Triplophysa dalaica, 4300 nucleotides long. RefSeq names its product titin homolog. The record is from RefSeq and is a predicted model, not a curated record. Gene Ontology annotation, molecular function: protein binding. NCBI's taxonomy places the organism in Eukaryota, Metazoa, Chordata, Actinopteri, Cypriniformes, Nemacheilidae. The coding region runs from base 28 to 4068 and encodes 1346 amino acids. The transcript has 45 exons.